AUUCGAAACCAACACCACUCGUUUCAACAUCUUUAUCACAAACUCAUGUCUCAUUUUUUUUACAUUGCACUCAUCGUAUAGGCAUCAUCUAUUUACUUAAUUACUCUACCAUGGCAAGUCUGAUAUUUAUUUACCUUGCAGUUCUAGUUACUUUUCCGCUUCUUGCAAAUGCUGGCGCCGACUGCAAUGGUACAUGCAAUACUAUGGACGACUGCAAUGGCGAGCUUACUUGCAUCGGAAACAAAUGCGACGAUGAUCCGGACGUCCACACUAGCAUAUGUAAAGGAGGUUCGGCUGCGCCAACUGCUCCGCCUAUUGGAUUCAUCUCAAACUGCGACGGCGCAUGCAAUAACGGAGGAGACUGCGACGGCCAGCUUAUUUGUAUUGAUAGAAAAUGCAACGAUGAUCCUGACAUUGGAACUAAUUUGUGCAAAGGAGGAGGAGAUAAAAAGAAGUCGAAAGGGGGUCUAGUAGCAGUGUUCAUUACCAUUCCUCUUCUGAUCUUCAUUUCCUUGAGUUAUUUAGCUUGGCAUAUCUGGAGGAAAAAACAUAAGAAAAAAGAGGCAGCAGGGGAAACAAACGAGAAUCUAUUAUAUCAUAAUCUGGAAAUUAGUAACAAUCAAAAUAAAGAGAGCGGUGAUUUAACUUCUGGAAGCAGACCAGUACCAGGAGGGGAGAAAUAUGAUUUCAAUUUACCGCAGUUCAGUUUUUCGAGCAUAUCUGCUGCCACAAACAACUUCUCCCCUGAAAAUAAGCUCGGAGAGGGUGGUUUUGGACCUGUUUACAAGGGCAACUUGAUUGACGGGAACUCAGUAGCAGUUAAAAGGCUUUCGAAAUGGUCUGGACAAGGCCUGGAAGAGCUAAGAAAUGAAACACUUCUGAUUGCCAAACUCCAGCAUAGGAAUCUUGUAAGAAUCGUAGGAUGUUGCAUUGAACAAGAUGAGAAGAUACUGAUUUAUGAGUACCUGCCAAACAAAAGCCUGGAUCUCUUCAUUUUUGAUCCUAGUAAACAAUGUCUCUUGAAUUGGAGCAUACGAGUUCAAAUAAUUGAAGGUAUUGCUCAGGGACUUCUGUACCUCCAUAAACAUUCCAGACUGCGUAUAAUUCAUAGGGACUUGAAGGCUAGUAACAUUUUGUUGGAUGACGAGAUGAAUCCAAAAAUAUCCGAUUUUGGUAUGGCAAGAAUUUUCGGAGGAGAUGAGCUGCAAGCAAAUACCAACCGGAUUGUGGGAACUUACGGUUAUAUGUCCCCAGAGUACGCCAUGGAGGGCUUAUUUUCAGUCAAGUCCGAUGUCUUUGCUUUCGGGGUCAUGCUACUGGAGAUUUUAAGUGGGAAAAAGAACACUGGUUUCCGCGAUUCAGAAUGCCUCAGUCUUCUUGGAUACGCAUGGGAGCUGUGGAGAACCGAGAAGGUGCUUGACUUGAUAGAUCCAAACCUGGAAAUACCUCCUUCGUUUUUGCCACUGAGAUACAUUCAUGUAGGCCUUUUGUGCGUUCAAGAAAGGCCAGCUGACAGACCAACAAUGUCUGAUGUUAUAGCUAUGUUUAGCAACGAGCUCAUCAAAGUGGCAUCUCCCAAUCGCCCUCCUUUUACAACUGGAGGGAGUUUAGGUUCAAGUUCAGUGAUCAAAAAAGGCGAAAACUGUUCGGUUAAUGAUAUAACUACUUCGGUGAUGGCCGGUCAUACAGUAUCAGAAAUCUUGGAAGUGACUCGCCUUCUGUCAAAUGCAUCCUACUUCAGUCAGAUUCCUGAAAAAUUGAAAUUUGAAAAGUUCUUCAAGAUGCUAGUCUUUAAGCAGAUGCUUCCAGCUAAGAAAACAGAUUCAUUCAAGCUGCUGAUGCUCGCGUUUCUCUGUACAUUCAGCAGUUUCAAGACUACCCUUGGAUUGGACGAAAUCUCAUCAGGUAAAACCGGUACUGGGAAUCAGACUUUUCGCUCAGGUCAACCACUCUAUGAAGAUCAGAGAUUAGUCUCUAAAGGAGGCCAGUUUGAAAUGGGAUUCUUCUCUCCAGGUAAUUCUGCAAAUUUUUAUGUUGGCAUAUGGUACAAGAAUAUUUCUGUCCAGACAGUAGUUUGGGUAGCGAAUAGAGAGACACCCAUACGUCAAUUUUACAAUGGCUCUCGACUAGAACUAACUACAAGUGGAAAUUUGAUACUAUUUGAUGGUUUGAGUAAGAGAAUAUGGGCUGCAAAUAGUUCUGUGGGUUUAAGUUCGGUUCCUAAUAAAGGGGUACUUCUUGAUGAUGGUAAUUUUGUUUUGAGUGACGGGUUGACCAUACUAUGGCAGAGCUUUGACUAUCUAACAGAUACGUGGCUGCCUAGUGGGAAACUUGGAAUUGAUAAGAGCUUGAUCAACCAGAGACAGCUCCUCACUUCCUGGAAGAACCCCGAUGACCCCGCUUUAGGGAAGUUUUCAUUUGGGAUGGAUCCAAGAGGCAGCCCUGAAUUUUUUAUGUGGAAGAACCAGAAACAGAUACUAUGGAGGAGUCAAGUUUGGAAUGGAAAUAAUUUUGCUUUUUUCCCAAAUCUUCUGACGAACUUCAGCUACAUAAUAAAUGGUCAAGCUAAAUAUUUCACAUACAAUAUUUCUGCACCCAUCGCUACCAGAUAUGUCAUGACUUACAAUGGGCAGAUUAAUCAGUUGGUGUGGUCAGAGAGGUAUCAAAAGUGGGAACUAAUUUUUUCACAACCUGCAGAUAGCUGCAACAAUUUUGCUGUCUGUGGUCCUAAUGGAUUUUGCAACAUCACUUCUAGUCCUGCGUGCAACUGUUAUGAUGGAUUUCAACCGCAUUCGCAAGAAGAGUGGCAGUCUGCUAACUGGUCCGCUGGAUGUAUCAGGAAAAAACCCCUGCAGUGUUCCAGUAAUGGUUUUAACCCCGUAUCUGGAAUUUCAAUGCCUGCAAAUUCACAAAUUAUGGAUUUGGAGAGUGCCCAAGUGUGUCAAUUUGCAUGUUCGGGCAACUGCUCAUGCACUGCUUAUGCUUAUAAUGGCGGCAGAUGUUCAUUAUGGACUGGAGAUCUACUGGAUACACGAGCAUUAGUGGAUUUUCAAGGAGAUUUAUAUGUCAGAUCCGCUGAUGUUAUUUUAGCAAAAGGAAAAAAGAAGUCAUCUGUUCUGGUGGCACUUUCCAUUACCAUUCCACUUCUCGUCUGCAUUUCACUGACUUAUUUAUUGUGGCGUAUCUGCAGAAGAAAACAUAACAAAAAAGAGGCAGGGGAAACAAGCGAGAAUCUGUUAUUUCUUAACUUAGGAUUCAGCAGCAAGCAGAAUACAGAUAGCAAUAACAUCAUCACCGGAAGCAAACCAGGAGGAGAGAAAAAAGUCUUCAACUUACCACAAUUCAGUUUCUCAAGCAUAUCAGCUGCCACAGACAACUUUUCCCCUGCGAACAAGCUUGGAGAAGGUGGUUUUGGGCCUGUUUACAAGGGUAACUUGUUUGAUGGGCACUCUGUAGCAGUUAAAAGACUUUCAACAAGAUCUGGACAAGGUCUGGAAGAGCUAAAAAAUGAAACAGUAUUAAUUGCUAAACUCCAACACAGAAAUCUUGUAAGGCUAUUAGGAUGCUGCAUCGAGCAAGAUGAGAAGAUUCUAAUUUACGAGUACAUGCCAAACAAAAGCUUGGAUCUUUUUAUUUUUGAUCCGAGUAAGAAAUAUCUAUUGGAUUGGAGAAGUCGUGUUCAAAUUAUUGAAGGUAUAACUCAAGGGCUUCUUUAUCUCCAUCAACAUUCUAGAUUGCGCAUCAUUCAUAGGGACUUGAAGGCGAGCAAUGUUUUAUUGGAUGAUGAUAUGAAUCCUAAGAUAUCCGAUUUUGGCAUGGCAAGAAUAUUCGGGGAAGAUGAGCUGCAAGCAAAUACCAACCGCAUUGUGGGAACAUACGGUUAUAUGUCCCCAGAAUAUGCCAUGGAGGGCUUAUUUUCAGUAAAGUCUGAUGUCUUUGCCUUCGGUGUCUUGCUACUAGAGAUCCUUAGUGGAAAAAAGAGCACAGGUUUCCGUCACUCAGAUUGCCUCAGCCUACUUGGAUAUGCAUGGGAGUUGUGGAUCAGCGAGAGGGUGCUGGAGUUCAUAGAUUCAGACCUGGAAAUACCUUCCUCAUUUUUGCCACUGAGGUUUAUGCAUGUCGGCCUCUUAUGCGUUCAAGAAAGUCCUUCUGACAGACCGACUAUGUCCGAUGUUUUAGCUAUGUUUAGCAAUGAACAUAUGCAACUAGUUUUUCCUAAAAAACCUGCUUUUACAACUAGUGGUAGCUUGGGCUUAGGACUAGUCAGCACUGGAAAUUAUUCAGUGAAUACUUUAUCUACUUCAGUUAUGGAUGGUCGCUGAUGUUCCAUAUAUAUUUCCCAGACAACAUUAAUAACGUUCUAUAUAUGUCCAUUGAUCCAUGAGGUUUUUAGGCCUUGUGGUUGUGCUAAAA
Molecule: messenger RNA, 4413 nt
Organism: Daucus carota subsp. sativus
Lineage: Eukaryota; Viridiplantae; Streptophyta; Magnoliopsida; Apiales; Apiaceae
Product: G-type lectin S-receptor-like serine/threonine-protein kinase B120
Exons: 15
Coding region: 111-4322 (1403 amino acids)
Biological process (GO): protein phosphorylation; recognition of pollen
Cellular component (GO): plasma membrane
Molecular function (GO): protein serine/threonine kinase activity; ATP binding
Source: RefSeq, a predicted model, not a curated record